This is a messenger RNA of Penicillium arizonense, 1521 nucleotides long. RefSeq lists its product as uncharacterized. The transcript is spliced from 3 exons. Gene Ontology annotation, molecular function: lyase activity. Gene Ontology annotation, cellular component: periplasmic space. The record is from RefSeq and is a predicted model, not a curated record. NCBI's taxonomy places the organism in Eukaryota, Fungi, Ascomycota, Eurotiomycetes, Eurotiales, Aspergillaceae. Bases 1 to 1521 code for a protein of 506 amino acids.
AUGCGUGCCUUUCUGUCUUUCGUUGUUCCUCUACUCCCUCUUGCAUCAGGAUUCGUGCACCCUGGCCUCCUUGUCUCGGACAGCGAUGUCGCUCGCGCCCAGGAAAAGAUCAAGGCCAACCAGGAUCCAUGGACUACCUCAUGGAAUACCCUGACCGGUCUCUCAUUUUCUGAUGCGAGCUACACUCCUUCCCCAGUUAGUCAUGUCUACCGCAGUGCCUGGGAUGACAAUGCCGAGAACGCGGAGCUUCUCUGGCAUGACGUCGCGGCCGCAUUUAAUCUUGCCCUACGCUGGAAAAUAACACAAAACGUGAGCUUCGCCGACACCGCUAGCAAUAUUCUGCAUGCGUGGGCGACCACUCUCAACGCGAUCGAUGGUGGUGACGACAAGUACCUCACAGCGGGCCUGCAGGGGUACGAACUCGCCAACGCAGCCGAACUCCUUCGUGACUAUGAACCCUUCACGGCAAAUGUCCUCCCCGCCGUUGUGGAAAUGGCCAACAAUAUCUUUGUCCCGAUGCACUACAGAUGGUUGAACCAUGAAGAGCCGUCCGAGCAUAAUAUUCUUCAUUUCUUCGCGAACUGGGAGCUGUGCAAUAUCGCUUCGGCGAUGGCUAUGGGUGUCCUAACUGACAACAAAACAGUGUGGGAUUUCGCUGUGAAUUACUUCAAGACCGGGGAUGGAACUGGCGCGAUCAACAAUGCUAUCAACAAUAUUGUUGAAGAGCCUGGUACAGGGACGUUGCUUGGCCAGGGCCAAGAGUCUGGUCGUGAUCAGGGCCACUCAGCAUUGGACAUCCAACUCCUCGGUGUUAUCGGGCAGCAGGCCUGGAACCAAGGAGAGGAUUUGUUUGCCUACAAUGAUAGCCGAAUUCUCCGUGGUGCAGAGUACUUCGCGCGGUACAACCUUGGAAACGACGUUCCCUUCGUCCCUUACACGAACGGGAUAGUCAGCCACACGGAGAUCAGCAGUGCCUCCCGUGGAGCCAUUAGACCUACCUGGGAGCUUCUCUACAACCAUUAUGUUGUAAGGAAGGGGAUGGAUGCACCUUGGUCCACGCUGUUCCUCAACAAUUCUCUUGACUAUUACCACGGCGCGGAGGGCGGUGCCGGCUCCUGGGGAGAGGGGUCUGGUCAUUACGAUGGUUUGGGCUGGGGAUCGUUGCUGUAUCACAUGGAUGAGGCAGACGUGGCAGGUCUGGUCUCCUCCCGAUCUACUUUACCCACGGCGAACACCAUGUCAAGCGCCUCCUUAGCGUCUACUUUCACCCCUAGGGCAACGACCACGACUUCUGGCGUAUCCGACCAAAGCGCGCAUGUUUCGAGUUCGACUACGACAUAUCCUAGUGCUGUUUCUUCUGAUUUGGGCACAGGAAACUCUGCCUUAUCAACCGUCGCAAAGAACAGCCGCAAGAAGCCCACCACCAUCAUCAUCAUCAUCAUGUGGACGCUCAAGCACAAAAUGUUUGCCAUGUACAUUAGGUCUACGUUUAGAUGCUCCAUACAUGCUUCAUCAUCCUAG